AUGCAGAGAGAGAGACCAGACUCUCACUCUGACAGCAGUAAGAGUCCUUCAGAGGAACCAGACCCAGAGACUCCCAAACCAGUGAGACAACUCAACUGCUCCCAGUGUAAUAAGAGUUUCAAGUUGUCAUGGAACCUAAAAGAGCAUGAGAGGGCACACACAGGAGAAAAGCCUUUCCACUGCUCCCAGUGUGGAAAGAGAUUUCCACGAUCACAGAACCUAAAAAUACAUGAGAGGACACACACAGGGGAGAAGCCUUUUCUCUGCUCCCAGUGUGGAAAGUGUUUUACCCAGUUAUGGAGCCUGAACAAACAUAACAGAAUACACACAGGAGAAAAGCCUUACCACUGUUCCCAUUGUGGAAAGAAUUUUAGGUUGUUAGAUAAGCUGAAGGAGCAUGAGAGGACACACACAGGGGAGAAACCUUACCAUUGCUCCCUGUGUGAAAAGAGUUUUACCCAAUUAGCUUACCGAAAAGAGCAUGAAAGGAAACACACUGAAGAAAAGACUUACCAAUGUUCCCAGUGUGGAAAGAGAUUUUCACAAUCACAGGAACUAAAUUCACACGAGAGGACACACACGGGGGAGAAACUUCACCACUGCACCCAUUGUGAAAAGUGUUUUACUCAGUUAGGGAGCCUGAACAAACAUAAUAGAAUACACACAGGAGAAAAGCCUUACCCCUGUGCCCAUUGUGGAAAGAGAUUUUCUAGAUCACAGGACCAAAAAUCACAUGAGAGGACACACACAGGGGAGAAACCUUACCAUUGCUCCCUAUGCGGAAAGGAUUUUACCCAUUUAGGGAGCCUGAACAAACAUAAGAAGAGAAUACACUCUGGAGUGAAGCCUUACUCAUGUUCCCAUUGCCUAAUGAAUUUCAGGUUGUUAAAUAACCUUAAGGAGCAUGAGAGGACACACACAUCUUACUGUGGUCCCAGUGGAAAAGAUUUUACCAAUUUAGGGAAACUAUAAGAUCAUGAGAGGACACACGGGAGAAAUCACGCAGUUGUUCCCAGUGUGGAAAGAGUUUUACCCAGUUAGGGAGCCUGAAAAGGAACACGCAUACAGGGGAGGAUAAGCUCACAGUUUGGAAAGAGUUUUAGUUAGGGAACCUAAUUGUGGAAAGACAUUUUCCAGGACAGAGGACCUGAAAUCACAUGCCAGAAUAGACAGGCUGUGUUCUGAUGAGUCGCUGUGUUCUGACUUAUGUUUGACUGUUGUUUUAUGCCGCAUUAAAUCUUCUUGUUUAUAUGAAAUCUUUAUCAAGAAUAGGCAUGUUUAAAAAAAAAAAAUCCUCUGGAGACAUGAUUAUGUCAAAAAUCAGAUUAUAAUUUUAAAAUGUAUUUUGUUUUGAUUCUACACUUUGAUAUUUUGUAUACAUGUUAGAACCCCUAGAUGUUAAUGACAUGAUUUGGAUAUUUUAAAAUGUAAAUUGUUAAUUGGAUGAAUAUUGUGUGUAUUUCUUGAUUCUAACCUUGAAUCCUCAGGAAAUGUAAUUUAGGUUUUCAUUUAGUUAAUUUGUGUUCUAGUCUUCAAGCUAAAGAUGUAUGAAAAUGGGAUGAUUUUCUGAUAACAUUGAUAGGUUGUUGACAUAAACUGUCACUACCUCUUGAAUGUUCCCAUCUGUAUUAUUCCACCAUGUUAGAGAGAACACAGGUGCUGAUUGUAAAAAAAAAACAUUUGA
Molecule: messenger RNA, 1684 nt
Organism: Salvelinus namaycush (lake trout)
Lineage: Eukaryota; Metazoa; Chordata; Actinopteri; Salmoniformes; Salmonidae
Product: zinc finger protein 239-like
Exons: 2
Coding region: 1-972 (323 amino acids)
Source: RefSeq, a predicted model, not a curated record